AUGGAGGAGCACCGCACCUUGAUGGGUGCGGUGGUGGAGAAGGCUUCCCUGUUGGCGGUGACCGCCCAGGCCGCAGAAGUUUCCGAACUCAAUCGAAAGCUUCAAGUGGCCGAUGAAGAAAUUGAUCGCAUCAAUAAGCGGUUCGACGACACGCAAGUGAGUGUGAAUGAGGUCGAGACCCUCAGAGGCGCCCUCGCCCAAGCCCAAAAAGAGGCGGAGGCUAAUAAGGCAGGCGCUGAUAAGGCGGCUGCAGAACUGUCGAACAAGCAGGCUGCCCGCCGCCAACACGAAGCUCGGGUGGCCGAAGUCGACCAGGAGCUAAAAGAUGCCAUCGGCAAAUGCGAAGCUCUGGAGGAGAAGACUUCGGCCCAGUCAGCCGACCUCGCCAUGGCUCUCCAAGAUGCCAAGGAGGCGCGGACCGAGUCCCAAGGUGCUCGCGAAGAGAUCCAUCAGCGAUCGAUUAGCAGAGGUUCUGCAGGGAAUAGUAGUAGGAAUUCUUUCAACCUCUCCUUUGGGCUUCCUGGCGCAGUUGAAUUGCCUGAAGGAAAUGAUACACAUGGGGAGAAUCAUACAGAGCAGGAUGGUGAGGUUCCAAAGAAAGCUCCUAUGGGACGGCUGGCACUUCUUAAUAAACCAGAGGUACUUAUUAUUCUGUUAGGAUCCCUAGCUGCAGCAGUUCACGGAGUGCUUUUCCCAAUGUUCGGUGUGAUGAUUUCCAGUGCCAUUAAAACUUUCUAUGAGCCACCAGAUAAACUCAGAAAGGAUUCUAGCUUUUGGGGUUUGAUGUGUGUGGUGCUGGGUAUCAUUUCGAUAAUCUCAAUACCCGCAGAGCUCUUCUUGUUUGGAAUAGCCGGAGGGAAGCUUAUAGAGCGUAUCCGUGCUAUGUCAUUUCGAAGCAUUGUGCACCAAGAAGUCGCUUGGUUUGAUGAUCCUAAAAAUUCCAGCGGAGCACUUGGUGCAAGACUGUCAGUUGAUGCUUUGAAUGUACGGCGUUUAGUGGGAGAUAACUUGGCCUUAACGGUUCAGAUUAUCUCUACACUUAUCACAGGGUUUGUCAUUGCUAUGAUAGCUGACUGGAAGCUCUCUUUGAUCAUCCUCUGUGUGAUUCCAUUAGUGGGCCUUCAAGGUUAUGCCCAAGUGAAGUUCUUGAAGGGUUUCAGUCAAGAUGCCAAGAUGAUGUAUGAAGACGCAAGUCAAGUGGCCACUGAUGCAAUUAGUAGUAUUAGGACCGUCGCUUCAUUUUGUUCUGAGAAAAGAAUUACAAGAAUAUAUGAUGAUAAAUGUGAAGCCUCAAUGAGUCAAGGAGUCAGAACAGGAAUAGUUGGAGGCAUCGGAUUUGGUUUCUCAUUCUUGAUGCUGUACCUUACAUAUGGUCUUUGUUUCUAUGUUGGAGCACAAUUUGUGCGCCAUGGCCAAUCAAGUUUUGGUGAUGUUUUCAAGGUUUUCUUUGCACUGGUUUUAGCAACUAUUGGAGUAUCUCAAACAAGUGCAAUGGCCACCGAUUCAACAAAAGCAAAAGAGUCAGCUAUUUCCAUAUUUGCUUUAUUGGACCGAAAGUCUGAAAUAGACUCAAGCCGCAAUGAGGGUUUGACAUUAGAUGAGGUCAAGGGCAACAUCGAUUUCCAGCAUGUCAGCUUCAAGUACCCAACCCGCCCAGAUAUUCAGAUCUUCAGUGACUUUACCCUGCACAUUCCCUCUGGCAAGACUGUUGCCCUUGUUGGAGAGAGUGGUAGCGGCAAGUCAACGGUAAUUGCACUGUUGGAGCGAUUCUACAAUCCUGAUUCAGGCACCAUCUCAUUGGAUGGAGUGGAAAUCAAGAGCUUAAACAUCAAUUGGUUGAGGGAUCAAACGGGACUUGUGAGCCAAGAGCCUGUACUCUUCAAUGAUACAAUCCGUGCCAACAUAGCCUAUGGUAAGGAUGGGGAAGUUACUGAGGAGGAGCUCAUUGCAGCUGCAAAGGCAUCCAAUGCGCAUGAGUUCAUAUCAAGCCUUCCCCAAGGAUAUGACACCACAGUUGGGGAGAGGGGGAUACAGCUGUCGGGUGGCCAGAAGCAGCGAGUGGCAAUUGCAAGGGCCAUAUUGAAGGACCCUAAGAUACUACUACUUGAUGAGGCGACUAGUGCCUUGGAUGCUGAGUCCGAGCGAAUUGUGCAGGAUGCAUUAGACAAUGUGAUGGUCGGCAGGACCACGGUUGUUGUGGCUCACCGCCUCUCGACGAUCAAAGGUGCUGAUAUCAUUGCGGUUCUCAAGGAUGGUGCAAUAGUUGAGAAAGGAAGACACGAGGUGCUGAUGAACAUAAAAGAUGGGGUGUACGCUUCACUGGUAGAACUUCGAUCAGCGUCAUCAUAAUACCUAGGAUCAGUUUUGGUUCCGAUAUCUAUCCACAUUGUACAUCUUCCCCGACCACCUUUUGUUGCUGUUUCUGUAACUGUGCCGCAUUAUUCUUUGGGGCUUGAAGAGGAAUUCGAAAACUAGAAUGAAAAUUUAUUGUGUCAAUGUAGCGUAAGAUUGUAAUCAUUUAGAAGGAAAUCUUGUGCUUCUGAUUUUGAAA
Messenger RNA from Triticum urartu, 2551 nucleotides. The record is from RefSeq and is a predicted model, not a curated record. NCBI's taxonomy places the organism in Eukaryota, Viridiplantae, Streptophyta, Magnoliopsida, Poales, Poaceae.